AGCUGACAAAAUAGACUCUGAUAACAAACGUUUUGUUUAUUUGGCGAUUUUGAAAAAAAGACUCAGGUUAUUUUCUUCUUUCGCAUUUAUUUUUGAAAAUUUCUUUUGUAGUAAAAUUGAAAUCUUCAGAAAAGCUAUAAAAUUUCAAUUCUACGAUGGCCGGACCUCCACAUCCGUUUCCGCCGAAUUUUGGCGGCGCUCCUCAGAACGAUAUGCGUUCUCAAUUCGGAGGCCCUCGUAGCGGCCAGCUUGCCGGUAUCUCAUCUCCAGGCCAACAAUCAGUGGCUGGUAUCGCUAGCCCUCAAACGUAUAACGUUGGCGUAAACAUGCAGCAACAAGCCGAUUCGCCUAUAUCCGCUCAACAAAUGCAACAAAACGCUCAGCAGACAUCGCAGCAACUUCAGAUGCAAAUGCAACAAAGACAGCAAACACCUUCGCAGCAGCAGCAAGAAAGCGUCCAGCAAGCCCAGCAGGUCGGAGCUGUACAAGCUCAAGUACAGCAGCAGACAAUACCUCAACCGCAGCAGAAUGCUUUUCCACCUCAGUCAUCUCUUCCACAACAUUCAGCUGUACCUAAUACCGGAGGAGGGCCUAACAUGGGAGCCAGAAUGGCCCCAGGUGAUGGAUCUAUUCAGUCUGUUGCUCAAUCUGCGAUACAACCCGAUAAUGCUGUGGCUUCGGCCGGUGCUUCCGGACCUGUACCUCAGCAACCGCCUGCUAAUCAACAGUUUAAUACGGCAUCUUUGUGUAAAUAUGGCCAAGAAAUUGUUCAAGAUAUCGUUUGUAAAGUUCAAGACAUGUUUCAGAUUUUAAGGGUUAUAAUGCCUCCUAAUGGAGCUGGUGGUCCUACGAAUACCAUAAGUAACGAUAAAAAACUGAAAUUACAAGAGUAUCUUCGCGGUAUCAAAGGUCUAUUCAAAAGAUUACGAUUAAUUUAUGAAAAGUGUAACGAUAAUAGUCAGCUCCAAGGAAUGGAAUACAUGCAUAUCGAGAGUUUAAUACCAUUAAAAGAAGAAUGGGACGUUAAAACUUCCGAAGAACGAAAAACCUCGGAAGCUUAUCGAUUAGCAACCGAAGAAUGUAAAGAUUUGAUUGAUCAAGUAGUUCUGAAAAACAGCCAACUCAAAGAAAUCAUCGAUCACAUGCGUAAAAUAGUCUGGGAAAUUAAUACUAUGUUAACGAUGAAAAAGUCUUGAUGAAUAGAUUUGUUCGUUCGUUGAAUUGCGAAACAAAUUAUUCAGUAAAUAUUCAGACUGCUACAACUGGUUUUCUGUUCGAUAAUUCAAAAGGACUGCAUUACAUUUAUAAAAAUGAUACAAGUUGCUCAAAAAAUGAAAACAUCUUUCACGGAGUUCAGGCUAUGGUAUUGGUACUCAAUUUUGAGAUAAUGGAAAUACGAAUUUUAUUCUAUAUGUUUGUUUCCAUAGUUGAUGUAUUUUUUGUUUUUAAUUAGAGAUUUUUUUAUUUA
Planococcus citri (citrus mealybug) is the source of this 1468-nucleotide messenger RNA. RefSeq names its product mediator of RNA polymerase II transcription subunit 30-like. The transcript has 7 exons. Gene Ontology annotation, biological process: positive regulation of DNA-templated transcription. The record is from RefSeq and is a predicted model, not a curated record. Lineage: Eukaryota; Metazoa; Arthropoda; Insecta; Hemiptera; Pseudococcidae. Gene Ontology annotation, cellular component: mediator complex. Gene Ontology annotation, molecular function: transcription coregulator activity. The coding region runs from base 156 to 1196 and encodes 346 amino acids.